Molecule: messenger RNA, 1389 nt
Organism: Lactuca saligna
Lineage: Eukaryota; Viridiplantae; Streptophyta; Magnoliopsida; Asterales; Asteraceae
Source: the annotation of a GenBank genome assembly
GGUAAAGUGAAACUGCUAACCUGCGAAUAUCAAAAGAAAUUGCGAGAGAUGGGUUUAGUAGAACCCUAGCAGGCUACAGAUACAAAGUGUAGACGGUGAAGAUCUGAGAAGAAGAACCGUCGAAUCCAUCUCAUGGCGGUUUCAAUCAGGCGUGUAAUCAUAUCCUGUCGCAACAUCUAUCCUUUGAUCGGAACAUCUCGCCCGGUUUCUCACUUUGCAGCUUCUUCAUAUUUCUUGAGAGCUGCCUGUGAUCUGCGUCCAGACCUUUCCAGUUCGCCGGCGAUUGGUUUUCUAUUCGAAUCCCGCAGAUCAUUUGCUAAAGCACGGAAGAAAUGGGAUGACGAUGACAACGAUGAACUUGGUGUUGCUAAUGGUGAUGCUGGCAGCAGAAUUGAAAUUGUGAAUAUUGGGCCAAUUAUUAAGUCAACCGCUAUCUCUGAGAUGGAGGCAGCAAUUGAUGCAGUAUCAAAUGAACUCAGCAAAUUGCGCACAGGAAGGGCAUCGGCAGGAAUGCUUGACCAUAUCAUAGUAGAAACUGGUGGUGUGAAGAUGCCUUUGAAUCGGAUGGCUGUUGUUUCAGUUUUAGACCCUAAAACUCUGUCAGUUACUCCAUAUAAUCCAAAUGCCCUGAAAGAACUAGAGAAAGCCAUUGUUUCUUCACCAUUGGGUUUGAACCCUAAGCCAGAUGGUGAACGCCUGAUUACAGCUAUUCCUCCCAUGACCAAAGAGCAUAUGCAGGCUGUGUGCAAAGUGGUAGCAAAGUCUUGUGAAGAUGCCAAACAAAGAGUUAGAAGAGCUCGCCAAAAGGCUUUUGACUCGAUAAAGAAAUCACUGCCUAAAAAAUCAGAAGGGAAAAAUAAAGGGAAAGAUAAGGAGAAUAUUAAAGCGAAAACGGUUUCAGGGUUCUCAACAGAUGAUGCAAAACGAUUGGAAAAAGAAGUUGAAGAGUUGACUAAAAAGUUUACCAAGUCGGCUGAAGAUAUAUGCAAAGCUAAGGAAAAGGAAAGCUGAGAAACACACUUUUGAGGAAAUUCCCACAUAAUUUAAGGAUGGAAGCAUAAAUUUAGGGUGUUCAAUGCAAAGGAUAGUUUUGGACUUUUUUUGUAUAUGUUACACAUCUUCAUUUGUGCUAUACUAUUGGAUAUUUGGUGUGUCGAAGGGUUUGAGAGCAUUAUAUAACAUGUACGUGCUACGAAUAAACAAAAGGUGUAGAAGAAUGAAAACUGAAAAAACAAACACAAAGGAAUAAGGUAAAAUGUAAAAUACUUGUAUGGUCAAAUAUGUAAUAAAAGAAUAUAUGGAAAAAUAAAAAGACAAACUUUUAAUAAAAAAAAAAAAAAACAAUGUUUUGAGGCUUGACCGAAUAGAAAGUCUUAUUAAGCAAACAAG